UACCUAGCAGCAAUUCCUCCAUCUGAUGAUGAACUUUCACGAAUGAACGACUUUGCUCGACAGCAGCAAAUCGCCAUCGACAAGAGGAACAUAGAAAAAUGCUCGAACGAUCCUCUUAAGGUCAUAUUGAUCUUUCAUCGAAUUGUGAUAGUUCAAUAA
Molecule: messenger RNA, 159 nt
Organism: Cylicostephanus goldi
Lineage: Eukaryota; Metazoa; Nematoda; Chromadorea; Rhabditida; Strongylidae
Source: the annotation of a GenBank genome assembly